GCCCCCUGCACAGAACGUUUUCAGAAGCUAGCUUGCACGCGGGCUUGCCCAGGGGCUGCUGCGCUGCUGCUUUCGCAGCCCUGGGACUUGCAUCAAGCACGCUCAACUUCAAGGAAAGGCGUCCAGUGCCAGUGGUAGUGAAAAUCAGAUCUCACUUGAGUCCUCUGACCUUUAGUUUGUUAUUGGAAGAAGCGCAGGACAUCUGUCAGUAUCCAAGUUUCUUUGGGCCGGAGUCCAGACAUUUGAGGGUUGCUCUUUUUGAGGGCGGGCUUGGUGGGAGCAUGGGCAUCACCAAGGCAGAUACCGUCAAGCUGAUCAGUGCAGAGGGGUUCGAGUUUGUAAUACACAAGGAGGCGGCCAUGAUUUCAAACACUCUCAAGAAUAUGCUCAGCUCCUCAGGGGGCUUCCAAGAGACGGAACUUGGGGAAGUGCGAUUUCCUGAAAUUAGUACACCAAUCCUGGAAAAGCUUUGUCAAUUCUUCUACUACAAGCUACGGUACACGAAUAGCGCCGCGGUGAAGAAUGUUCCAGAAUUUAAAAUCGAGCCAGAGAUUGCUAUUGAGCUAUUGAUGGCAUCCAAUUUCUUAGAUUGCUAACCUGAUCGGAAGGCAAAACGAGAUGGUACAUACUUCUAUUGGUUACAAUACGUAAGGCUUACCUUACAGCAUAGUCGAAGAAACCUUGCCUGCACAGCCACGAGCUGCAUGCUCUAAUCCAGCAUCAUGGCAGUGCGAUAGGAAGUUAGCCUAUAAGUUAAACCCGCUCGUUGGAACCAGGACGGGAGGACUACCGUUCUACUAGACUCCCCAAUCCGUCCGAGUUUCUGGCUACCAUGAUUCACGGCGAUAGACCCGAUGUCAACGACCCGGCGUCAUAGUCCGCCGAUGUUAAUCGAUCCCCAGGCUUUCUGCCUUGAGCCUCAAGCUCCGAUCGGAGUUUGCAGCGCUACGUCCA
Molecule: messenger RNA, 954 nt
Organism: Klebsormidium nitens
Lineage: Eukaryota; Viridiplantae; Streptophyta; Klebsormidiophyceae; Klebsormidiales; Klebsormidiaceae
Source: the annotation of a GenBank genome assembly